AUGAAUUUCUUUAGAAAAGCCCCCACAGUAAAAGAACAACAGAGGCAAAAUGAUCGAGAGCUCCGAAAAGCUGGCAGAGAUUUAGAUAGGGAUAAAUUGGCUCUAGAAAGAGAAGAAAAGAAAUUGGAAAUGGAAAUAAAGAAAAUGGCUAAGGAAGGAAAUAAUGAAGGAUGCAAGAUACUUGCUAAGCAAUUAGUUCAGUUAAGGAAGCAAAAGACUCGAAUUUAUUCUGCUAAUAGCAAGAUAGCAAGUGUUCAAACACAAAACAAAGCAAUGGGAGCUAACAUUGCCAUUGCAGGAGCAAUGGGUGCAACUGCUCAAACUAUGGGCAGUAUGAAUAAAUUGAUGAAUCCACAUCAAAUAGCUAAGGAUAUGGAAGCGUUCAAACAGGCCAGUGCUAAAAUGGAUAUGACUGAUGAAAUGAUUUCAGAUACACUGGAUGACAUUAUGGAUGAAUCGGACGAUGAGCAAGAAACUGAAGGGAUUGUCAACAAAGUACUUGAUGAGAUUGGCAUUGAAAUUAGUGGAAAGAUGGCCAACGCCCCUUCAAUAUCUCGCAACAAAAUCGGCGAGUCUACUGCAGAUGCAGACAAGGAACUAAUGGCACAGCUGGCUAAACUCAAGUCAUAG
This is a messenger RNA of Parnassius mnemosyne (clouded apollo), 630 nucleotides long. The record is from the annotation of a GenBank genome assembly. Lineage: Eukaryota; Metazoa; Arthropoda; Insecta; Lepidoptera; Papilionidae.